Messenger RNA from Nicotiana tabacum (common tobacco), 1063 nucleotides. RefSeq lists its product as uncharacterized. Gene Ontology annotation, cellular component: plasma membrane. The record is from RefSeq and is a predicted model, not a curated record. Gene Ontology annotation, molecular function: kinase inhibitor activity. Lineage: Eukaryota; Viridiplantae; Streptophyta; Magnoliopsida; Solanales; Solanaceae.
CUUAUACCUUGUUGAUAUUAAACACUUUUUUUGUAUUACUAUAAAAAUAGUUAACCAUCUCAGAAAUCUCAGAGCAUUAAUUGUUUUCUGACUAUAGACAUUACCCAAUUUCACACAAUUACAAGGAAAUUCAAUGGAAAAUCGCCGUAGAAAGAACAGUUCAGGGGACAAAUUUUCAUUUCCGAUCAUAAUGCCAGUUCAAGAAGGACAAGAAUUGGAAUUUGAGUUUUCUGGUAGCGCGUCGCCAGGGUCUCCAAAAUCACCAGCAGAUCAUUUAUUUUUCAAUGGUAAACUCUUGCCACAUUAUUUCCCAUGUCAACCGGCUAGUAACAUUAGCAGUCCAAUAUCAUUUUCACGUUCGACGAGCAGAACAAGCAGUGUCAGUAGCAAAGAUUCCCUCUUGUCUUCGCGCAGCAAUAGCACAAACAGUAGAAGUAGCUGCAGUAGCAGUGCAAGAACUAGCAUAAGUGAAGCCUCUGAACGCAAACUAAUUGGUCAAGGGAAAAAAUCAGCUUUUACUAUGUAUAUGAACUCGUCGAGUACUCUGCAUACUGGUGUUUCACAAAAGUUGCAGUUUAUUGUGACACCAGCGCCAGUUAUGAAGAAAAAGCGACAAGUUGUUUCUGGAUCUAAGAAAGAGAGUACUACCAAAGGACACAAAGAAUUCAAGUCAAGGAAACAGAACAAGAAAAAUGGUAAGAGAAAAGUAAGGUUUUGGUUUUUUCGAAGUUUUUUCAGGAAGUUUAUAUCUGCAUGCAAGGAAUGUCACGCUAUGGAACCAACGAGAAAAGAGAGGUUUUCUCGUCAUUGAAGAGUUGACAAUAUUGUUACUAAUUGCCUAUUACUACUAGCUGGUUGUUAAUUAUACGUGGCUAGUGUGAUGAUUGGCUAUAUUUUAACGUUGGGAAAUUAUUGAUCUAAGAUUUUGGGGGAGAAAAUUUUCCUCAAGUCUGAUAGCGAUUGAGAAGCUUUGAUUGUGCAAGGUUUUAUGCCAUCCCUUUUCUGUUAAUUGAUUGAUCGUGUUUUGUGUCCUUAUCUCGUUAGCUUAUUUUGGGGUCAAAUG